UGCCGGGGCGAUGACGGAAACCCGGAGGGAGGGAAGAGAAAGAGCGAGAGAGCCCGGGCCAGAGCGCGGAGAGGCCUGCGGGCGCGGCGGCGGCGGCGGCGGCAGCGGGCGGGUGCCGUCGGGCCGGAGCCUCCCCCGAGCCGCGCCGCGCUCCGCGCUCCGCGCUCCGAGCCGUGUGCCACUUCGCCGCGCCCCGGGGCGCGUGGCCGGGGCCGGGCAGGGCGGGGCGGGGCGGCAGCUCCCGGAGGCCGCGGCCCGCAGCUGCCUGCUGCGCUUAGGCGGGGCGCGGGCUGCGCGCUCCGCGGCUCGGUGGUCCCGCCGGGGGCCGGCGGCGGCGGCGGCGGGGGCGGGGGAGGCGGCGGGGACGCGCGGCACGCCGCCAUGGACGACAAGGCGUUCACCAAGGAGCUGGACCAGUGGGUGGAGCAGCUGAACGAGUGUAAGCAGCUGAACGAGAACCAAGUGCGGACGCUCUGCGAGAAGGCUAAGGAAAUUUUAACAAAAGAAUCAAAUGUACAAGAGGUCCGCUGUCCUGUUACUGUCUGUGGAGACGUGCAUGGCCAGUUCCAUGACCUUAUGGAACUCUUCAGGAUUGGUGGGAAGUCACCAGAUACAAACUAUCUAUUCAUGGGUGACUACGUAGACAGAGGUUAUUAUUCUGUGGAGACUGUGACUCUGCUUGUAGCAUUAAAGGUGCGCUAUCCAGAGCGCAUUACAAUAUUGCGAGGAAAUCAUGAAAGCCGACAGAUCACCCAAGUGUAUGGCUUUUAUGAUGAAUGUCUGCGAAAGUAUGGGAAUGCCAACGUGUGGAAAUACUUUACAGAUCUCUUCGACUAUCUUCCACUUACAGCUUUAGUGGAUGGACAGAUAUUCUGCCUCCAUGGUGGCCUGUCUCCAUCCAUAGAUACACUGGAUCAUAUAAGAGCCCUGGAUCGUUUACAAGAAGUUCCACAUGAGGGCCCAAUGUGUGAUCUCUUAUGGUCAGAUCCAGAUGACCGUGGUGGAUGGGGCAUUUCACCACGUGGUGCUGGCUAUACCUUUGGACAAGAUAUUUCUGAAACAUUUAACCACGCCAACGGUCUCACACUGGUGUCUCGCGCUCACCAGCUUGUAAUGGAAGGUUAUAAUUGGUGCCAUGAUCGGAAUGUGGUUACCAUUUUUAGUGCGCCCAAUUACUGCUACCGCUGUGGAAAUCAGGCUGCUAUCAUGGAAUUAGAUGACACUUUAAAAUAUUCUUUUCUUCAGUUUGACCCAGCACCUCGUCGUGGAGAGCCUCAUGUGACCCGGCGUACCCCAGACUACUUCCUAUAAAUUCCUCCCCAGGACCUUUCUUUGUAUGUGGAAGUAUACCUGGCUUUUUAAAAUAUAUAUAUACAUAUAUAUAUAUUUAAAAACAAUAGUUAUCUAUGUGUUUCUGUAACAAAUUGUGGUAUGUCUUGACAUUAAACUACAUCAUGGACCAAAUGUGCCAUACAUACUAAUGAUGAGCGUUUAGCACAAUUUGUUCUAGAUCAGUCUGCCUGCUGUGUCCUAGGAAGCAUUCUUUUUGGCUGGUUAAACAAAAAGGGUCACUGACUGCUUCAUCUCCUUUGCACUUGGAAAUUUAGUUACAUUGUUUAACUGGCAUGGAUUAAUAGAGUCAGAGUUUUAUUUUUAAGAUUUCACAAGCUGACUUCCACUUAAUUCAUUACCCUUUAUUUUAUUGAAAUGUCUACUAACUGAAGAAGAGAUUCUUGGGAGUAUGUUGUCAUUUAAACUAAAUUACUGUUUGAUGUUGAUCGGCAUUGUUUCUGUGUAUUUGUCCUGACAGUGCUUGCAUCCUAUUUGGUGGACUAAACAAAUAAACUUUCCAAUUUAAACAAAAA
Microtus oregoni (creeping vole) is the source of this 1865-nucleotide messenger RNA. RefSeq names its product protein phosphatase 2 catalytic subunit beta (gene Ppp2cb). Gene Ontology annotation, biological process: peptidyl-serine dephosphorylation; mitotic cell cycle. Gene Ontology annotation, molecular function: protein serine/threonine phosphatase activity. Gene Ontology annotation, cellular component: cytosol. Lineage: Eukaryota; Metazoa; Chordata; Mammalia; Rodentia; Cricetidae. The transcript is spliced from 7 exons. The coding region runs from base 382 to 1311 and encodes 309 amino acids. The record is from RefSeq and is a predicted model, not a curated record.